UUUACAUUUUUAUAUUCUCUUGCAUUCUCCUCAGUGCCCCAUAUUCAAGUAUCCGAGCACAUAUACACCUAAAUACGAAAUUUUAUUCGGCAUGGAAUUCAACGCACGUUUCUAUGGCAAAGUACGGAACUGAAUUAUGCAACUCCCACCGAAUUCGGCUGGGUAUAWAAGCGCUUCCAGUCGACGGGGAAAACACAAUCUCAAUUUGCAGUAUUCUCAAAACGUUCAAAAUGGUCAAAUUCAUCAUUGUACUGUGCGCCUUCAUCGCCUGCGCCGCCGCCAAGCCACAGUUUCUCGCUUCGGUCGCCGCGCCGUUAGCCGCCGCACCGGUCGUUGCCUCAGUGCCAGCCGCUUACGCCGCGGCUCCCAUCGCCUAUGCCAACGCCCACUUGGAUGCGGCCUAUGCUAGCAGCUCAAUCGAUGUGAGACAGAACUACGGCGCCGCUGUAGUGCCUGCCGUGUACUCCGCCGCAGUUGCGCCAGUUGCGCCUGUCGCUCCAUUGAAAUACACCGCUGCCGCUCCAGUCCUGUUCUUUUGUAAAACAAGAGGCAUAAAUAACAAAACACCCUCCAAAAUGUUCAAAUACGCAGUUGUUGUCUUCGCCAUCAUCGCCUGCGCAGCCGCCAAACCCGGUCUCCUUGCUGCCGCUCCUUUGGCUUACGCCGCUCCUGCUGCCGUCGUUGCUGCUCCAGCCCCAGUAGUGACUGCCACCAGCAGCCAAGUGAUCGCWCGCAACUAYAAUGGAAUCGCCGCUGCCCCACUUGUUGCCGCCRCACCAGUAGCCGCMCCUGUUGUUGCCCGCUAUGCCGCCGCUCCAGUAGCCGCCCCUAUUGUCGCUGCUCCAGCUCCAGUGAUUACCGCCACCAGCAGCCAAGUGAUCGCUCGCAACUACAAUGGMAUCGSCGCYGCACCCGUUGUUGCCGCAGCCCCCGUGGUUGCCCGUUAUGCCGCUGCUGCUCCUUUGGUGGMGUCGCAUUAUGCCGCAGCUCCACUUGCCUCUUCUUUCCUUUGGUAAAUAAAGGAUUUCUAAGAGAAAUGGAAAGAUCAAAUAACGAACGUGAAAUAAAGAAAUCGAAUUGAAAGAA
Molecule: messenger RNA, 1086 nt
Organism: Bactrocera latifrons
Lineage: Eukaryota; Metazoa; Arthropoda; Insecta; Diptera; Tephritidae
Product: cuticle protein 16.5-like
Exons: 4
Coding region: 114-1016 (300 amino acids)
Source: RefSeq, a predicted model, not a curated record